Pocillopora verrucosa is the source of this 3412-nucleotide messenger RNA. Its product is annotated as inositol polyphosphate 5-phosphatase K-like. Lineage: Eukaryota; Metazoa; Cnidaria; Anthozoa; Scleractinia; Pocilloporidae. The record is from RefSeq and is a predicted model, not a curated record. Gene Ontology annotation, molecular function: phosphatidylinositol-4,5-bisphosphate 5-phosphatase activity. Gene Ontology annotation, biological process: phosphatidylinositol dephosphorylation.
CAUCUGCAGCUGUUUUCAUCCUUGAGCGAAGCUUAGUGAUUUUUCGAGAACCUGCAAGUUUUCUACCCGCAGUUGUACCUGUAGUGGUCCGCUGGGAAACAUUAAGGUCCCUCUUUCUGUACAAUCGAUAUGAGUUUGAGAGUUCAUGUGUGUACAUGGAAUGUCAAGGUAACACAACCACCAGAUGAAGACUUCAGAUCACUUUUGCACCUUGACAAUGAAGAACAACUUCCUGAUAUUGUUGCCGUGGGUUUGCAGGAGGUUGAUGCUAAACCACAGUCAUUAUUAAUUGAAUACAUAAAGGAAAAUUCCUGGGUAAAGAUCCUUCAAGCCUACCUUGGGGCAUAUGGCUUGGUUAAGCUCAAAUCAAUCCGCAUGCUUGGAAUGGUACACCUUGUAGCUGUUCACACCAAGCAUCUUCCAUAUGUGCGUGAAAUUAGACCUGGUUACUGCAAAACAGCACUUCUUGGCCUCCUGGGAACCAAAGGAGCAGUGUCAUUAAGGUUUACUCUUUAUGGACAAAGCUUCUGCUUCAUCAACAGUCAUUUCUCUGCUCACGCUGACUAUGAAGAACAAAGGAAUCUGGUAGUACAUCCAGAAUAUGGGAGCAUUAGUCAACAUUUGCUAUUUGCAAAUUGUACACCUCAAAAAGCAAUGGAACACAGCUAUGUAUUCUGGCUCGGGGAUCUCAACUACAGAAUUAAUGAAACCAUUGACAACAUCAGAGGGCUCUGUGCAAAAAAUGAUUACCCUGCACUAUGGAAGCAUGACCAGCUCUUACAAGGUCAGAAAGACGGCAAAUGUUUUGAAAAGUUCCAAGAAGGAGAGCUUACCUUUCCACCUACUUACAAGUACAACCCUGGAACAGAUCAGUGGGACACAGAAAGUGGAAAGUACCGCAAACCCGCCUGGACUGACCGAGUAUUGUGGCUCGAAUCUGAGGAGAGGAAAAACACUGUUACACUGGAGAGUUACGUUUCUUAUCAGUCCUAUCAAACAAGUGAUCACAGACCUGUUGGAGCCUCGCUUGCCUUGAAUCUUAAUGACUCGAUCUCUUCAAUGGAGGAUCCUAUCUCGUGGAAGUUGGAUCUCAUGAGUCUUCCCUGGUAUGGCAAUGAGGAUGGUUUGUGUGUAUACGUGGUGAAGAACUACAAGACGUACAGCUGGGAUUGGAUUGGUCUCUACAGGGUUGGUUUUCAACAUGUCUUUGAUUACGAAAUGUAUGAGUGGGCCGUGGGGGACGGGGACGAGUACGGCGAGAACGGCUGCGCGGUGUUGUUCGACUGUCUGCCAGAGGAGGCUGGCCAUUACGUCAUGUGUUACUAUAGCUACAAGUUGGACUGCAUUAUUUCCGUCAGUGAACCAUUUGAGAUUCUUCCACCCCGAGAUGAAGACAAGGAUCCAGUUGAGGUUCAAGUCGAGCAGCCCACUGAGGAUGUGUAAGCAACAAGGAUGACAACAGCUUUUGCCAGACGCUGCACCGCUUCACAAACCGCACGAAUGAGGAGAUACUUUAUGUAAAUAUUUUAGCACGGUACCUGAGCAUAUUUUUCCUAGCCGCCAUUUUGAAUGAUGGGCGCUUUGCGUAACCUUGUCAGUGACGUGUCCUUGUUAAUCGUAUGGUGCGUUUAAUGAGAAAAGAGAAUCCAGAACUAGCUUCAUGUAAGACUAUGGAAUCCUAUAUUAAGCUAGCACUGGCCUGAGACCCUUAAUUGUCUUUCCAUAUAUACUGUAAAAUAAAUCUUCGCUCACCGGACAACCUCUAUCAAGUUAACGUGGACACCUAAAAAAAGGCUUUUGUAAAACGCUAUUGUUACGUGAAACCUGUGGUGAGCGACAGCUGAUGAGAGAUUUGUGUUUCAUUUUUAAUGUAUUGCAAAGAAGGACAGCAUUCUUUACUUUUUAACACAAUUCUUUUCGUAAGUAAGGGUUACUUUUUUCCCCUCUGCUGUUCAAUGUCUAACUUUCUCAAAAUUUCUGCCAUAAUUGUUUGUACUAUGUUUAUCUUCUUUCUGAUAAAGAAUUUGUCGUGAAGUAGAGCGAAGGGUAUCUCUAUGAGCACGGCAGAAGUUGCCGGGGAAGUCUCGGGAUCUCGGAAAGUGUUCGCAAGCAGUCAGCCCUGAACUUUGUUUGGCUCUAGACUUCGCUAGGACUGUCCGAUUUCGACUCCGUGAUUCAAAAUGGCAGUGAUCGAGAGUAGAUCGAAGGAAAAUUUUUUAGUUAGUUUAACUUAGUUUUAUUAACGAGUCCUUUGUCUAUACACAGUUUUUUUUUAUUUAUUAUAACUUAAGCAUCAAGGUCGUUAUCUAAUAUAAUGGAUAUCUGGAAACUUUUAUGAAGAUUUUACUAAAGUUAUCGGUGAGGGUCGUAUAUGCUGUACAUACGAAUUUUUAUUAAGCAACAGUUUUUUCGAUCCCAGUGCUUUUAUCCAAGACUGAUUUUAAAAUAAUCGGUUAAUUUAGAUUAUAACUCAUUACAUAGGCGAACCCGAUGAAAAUGCACAUCACCACAUGCUUGAUUUAGUUUUGCUUCCAAUUGGUGGGGAACGGAAUGAUUUUAAAUUGCUCACAGUAGGUAAAAGAGGCCCAAUCUUCUGUCGAGUGUCGUUAAACGAAACCCCAAAUAAUAACCACAGCCAAUUGUGGCAAAGCUGGAUAUAGUAAGGAGUCUUUAAGAAGUUUGGGAACUGAAAGUAAAUGCUGUACAAUGCGAGUAACUUAGUCAACGAUUAGCUUUUAUUUUGUAUCUGAUUGAUUGAUGAAGCGAUACGAAUCCUUUAACAGAAUCCUAUAACAGAGCGUGCGAGAGUUACACCAGCCUACUCCGGAUUACCAUCGACACUCAACUGAAAUUGCCUUACAUUAGGCUAAUAGUGAAAUAAUCCCUUGCUUCUCUUAACCUUCUUUAAAAUUCAAGCCACGAAAGUCACUUUUGUAUUUUAGCGUACGUACUGCGAGCAUCCAUUAGACUAUGUAACUCAGCAGGAAAUCGAUAGGCGGUUGAGCCCAUCAAAGAAAUUUGUCAGAGAGCAUUUCGAUGGAUUGUCGAAAAACAAACAUUGAAGCAAUCUCAUCAGCCAAUGAGCGCUCAAAGUAAAACAGGGCAACUGCCUUAAGCACUGGUAACUUCAGUAUGAUUGGUUGAGGGGAGAGGUUAGGAAAGAACCAUGUAAUCCUUGCUAUCAGUCGACUUUUAUUUACAAAUUGCUCUGAAUGAAGAUGAAACGAAAUAUAUCCCGUAAUGCUGUUUAAGGUUGCACAAAGUAACAUUAGUUUUGAAACAAAUCCGAUGGACAAAUGAUUUAGUGGUAAAUAUGAAACAAAUCGUUAAUAAAGUAGGUGAAUAUUUUAACAUUAUACUAAGCUAAUAUAUGUGAAAUCGACUCUGUUUAAGCUACGAAAAUAAAUAUCAA